Athalia rosae (coleseed sawfly) is the source of this 1170-nucleotide messenger RNA. It is a transcript of the gene Dlc90F, whose product is annotated as dynein light chain Tctex-type 1. Gene Ontology annotation, biological process: microtubule-based movement. The record is from RefSeq and is a predicted model, not a curated record. Bases 285 to 620 code for a protein of 111 amino acids. Gene Ontology annotation, molecular function: dynein intermediate chain binding. Gene Ontology annotation, cellular component: cytoplasm; cytoplasmic dynein complex. The transcript is spliced from 3 exons. Lineage: Eukaryota; Metazoa; Arthropoda; Insecta; Hymenoptera; Athaliidae.
UAUAUUAAUUGAGAGAAGGGUAGCCAUCAAUCAUCAAUCCAUCGCAAAACUGGAAGUCCGUUGCCCGUCACAACCGCAUUUCGUCAUUUUAAUGACCCGCAACGAUUAGGGACCAAAGUAUCCAAGUCCAUUGGUAUAUUCACAGAGUCCCGUCUCCCCAACUGACAGCAGCAACGCGUCGAGCCUCGAGGAUACAUAACUCUGAAUUUUUGAUCAAAUAGCUUGACCUCAUUCUCUUGGAAAUUUCACUAUUGAACGUUUCAUUUUACAAGGAGUGUAUAACCAUGGAAGACAUGCAGGAGGAGACUCAGUUCGUGGUGGAUGAUGUUAGCAAAAUUAUAAAAGAUGCGAUCGAAGUCUCAAUUGGAGGUAACGCUUACCAGCACACAAAAGUGAAUCAAUGGACAUCUCACGUAGUUGAAGCCUGCCUGGGAAACCUAACUAAGUUACAGAAGCCGUACAAAUAUAUCGUGACUUGUACCAUCAUGCAGAAGAACGGAGCUGGCCUGCAUACAGCCAGUUCUUGCUUUUGGGAUAACGCAACAGAUGGAAGUUGCACCGUGCGUUGGGAAAACAAAACCAUGUACUGUAUUGUAUCUGUUUUUGGUCUGGCCAUUUAAAUUAUCAUGAAAAGCUAUCCUAGUCCAUCCAAAAUCAAAUUAUAUAAAUUUUUGUCCAAAAUAAUAGUUUUAAUUGUCUUAAGUUGUAGAGUUACAUACCUCAGGGAAUUUUAUUGAGAAAAUUAUUCUUUAAACAAGUAAGAUUCUACCAGCUGCUGCUUUGAGAGAGCCAUUCUCCUGUUGCAAAUGAACAAUUCAGCGCAUCAAGUCAGUAAAAUCAUUUUCUCUUUUGUUCCUGAAGUAUAAUGUUGUGUGUUUUUAUCGCUAUGAUUCAAACAGUCUCUUGGAAGUAAUGCGAAGUAUUAAUCACGUUGACAUUCGUGGUUGAAAGUUUUAUUCUGCUCAUUUUUUUGCUCUGCUUUUCUUCAAGUUGAUCUAAAUUCCGAAAGCUAAUAUGUAGGUGGCGUACGGUUAUGCUAAAUUUUAUCAAACGAAUGUGUUAAACUUUGGAAAUUGUGAAAAUGGUGUCUAAAUUUGAAUGUAAAACCGUGUUGCGUAAGCUGUUCAAUCAUUUGUAAAUAAAUAAAAAUAAGAAUUUUUUUCUUGUAAA